UCGCACCCAAGCACACAAGGCACACCCUAUCGUGACAAGCCCCAUCAAAGUCGUCUGCGUCUUUCUUCUUCAUCCUCACACUCACUCUCUUCCAUCUCCAAUGUGCACUCCAUUUCCAAUUCCCUAACGAAACCUGAAACCCUCCUCAUUACUUUCACAAAAUCAAUGGCGGAUCUACAAUCUCCACCUCCUCCUCGGUCCCCCACCGACCUCUUCGGCGACCCCAUCGACUCCCACCCUCUCUGGUUCAACCAAUCCUCCUUCCUCCUCCCCACCUUCGACUCCGAAUCCUACAUCUCCGAUCUCCGUACCUUCGUCCCCUUCGAAACCCUCCGAUUCGAGCUCCAAUCCCACCUCUCCUCCCUCAAGCACGAGCUCCUCGACCUCAUCAAUCGCGAUUAUGCCGAUUUCGUCAAUCUCAGCACCAAGCUCGUCGAUGUUGAUGCUGCUGUCGUCAGAAUGCGGGCUCCGUUGUCUGAGAUCCGGGAGAAGAUUGUCGUGUUUCGGGCUGCUGUUGAGGGAUCGCUUUUGGCGCUGCAGAGUGGGUUGAGGCAGCGCGCGGAGGCGGCAGCGGCCAGGGAGGUUUUGGAGUUGUUGCUUGAUACGUUUCAUGUUGUGUCUAAGGUUGAGAAAUUGAUAAAGGAGCUGCCUAGUAUGCUCGCUGAUUUGUCCAAUGGAGAUCUAAAUUCUGCAGAAAAGGAUCAUUUAAGCAAUGGAAUCUCUUUUCAACACACUGAAAAUGGAACAAAUCCCAGGGAGGCUCAAAGCAUGCUUUUGGAGAGAAUCGCCAGUGAAAUGAAUCGGCUAAAGUUCUACAUCACUCAUGCAGAGAACCUGCCUUUCAUUGAGAACAUGGCGAAGAGGAUACAGAAUGCUAGCCUAUUGUUGGAUGCUAGCUUGGGGCAUUGUUUCAUAGAUGGACUGCAAAACAGGGAUGAGAAUGCAAUAUACAAUUGCUUACGUGCAUAUGCAGCCAUUGAUAACACCAGGAAUGCUGAAGAAAUUUUUCGCUCAACUGUUGUGGCUCCACUGAUUCAGAAAACUAUUCCACACAAUUCACUGGGGAUGGUUGGUGGGGCAUCUGGAGAUGAACUCGAAGAGGAUUAUAAACAAAUAAAGCAAUAUAUAGAGAAAGAUUGUAAAUUUUUACUGGAAAUUUCCUCUACUGAAAAUUCAGGUUUGCAUGUAUUUAGCUUCUUGGCCAAUUCAAUCCUUAAAGAGGUUCUCUCAGCAAUCCAAAAGGGAAAACCAGGGGCCUUUUCUCCUGGAAGACCUACAGCAUUCUUGAAAAAUUACAAAUCAAGCCUAGAUUUCUUGGGUCAUUUAGAAGGUUAUUGUCCAUCCAGAUCUGCUGUUGCCAAAUUUCGGGCUGAGGCUGUGUACAUUGAUUUCAUCAGGCAGUGGAAUGUUGGGGUCUAUUUCUCGCUGAGAUUCCAGGAAAUUGCUGGGGCUUUAGAUUCUGCACUGACAGUUACUAGUCUUGUCCCAAUUCAAAACUCACAUAAGGGCGGGGAACAUUCUCAAGAUUUAACAUUGAAACCAAGUGUUACACUUUUGGACUGCUUGAGAUCCUGCUGGAGAGAAGACGUUCUUGUCCUUUCUUGCUCUGACAAGUUCCUUCGCUUGUCAUUGCAACUUAUUUCUAGGUACUCCAAUUGGUUGUCAGCUGGAUUGGCUGCUCGCAAAGCUGGUAAUGCAGGCUCCUACCCUGGAUCUGAAUGGGCUAUAUCUUCUGUCCCAGAAGAUUUUGUUUAUAUAAUUUAUGAUUUAAAUUGUCUGGUGGCGGAGGUUUCUGGUGACUUCCUGGGACAUGUAUCCGAGCUACUUAGCUCAUGCUCCACCGAAGUCCUUGAUCUUGUAAAGCAAAGCAUUUUACAGGGUGGAAAAUCUCUGAAGGAUCUUAUACCCCCAGUGAUGAAUUCAAUAAUAGGAACAGUAGUUGAGAAGUCUGUGGAGGACUUGAGACAACUGAAGGGAAUAACCGCGACUUACAGGAUGACUAAUAAGCCUCUUCCUGUUAGGCAUUCACCAUACGUGUCAGGCGUACUGCGUCCUUUGAAGGCGUUUUUGGAAGGAGAGCGAGCCACCACAUAUUUGACGAGGGAAAAUAGGAAUGAACUCUUACAAGGUGCUGCGUUUGAGAUAACCGGUCGUUAUCAUGAAUUAGCUGCCGACCUUGUUAGUGUGACUAGGAAAACAGAAUCUUCACUUCAGAGAAUACGACAGACUGCACAAAGGCGAGCUGGAGCAAGCUCAGAUGUCUCUGACAAUAAUGUGUCUGAUACUGACAAGAUCUGUAUGCAACUAUUUCUUGAUAUUCAGGAAUACGGGCGCAACCUAUCUGACCUCGGGGUUGAAGCAGCCAAAAUUCCAGCAUAUUGUUCCUUGUGGCAGUGUGUUGCUCCCCCAGGCCGGCAAAAUACAAUAAGUUUCUAGUUUUAAUCAUUGGGCCGCCAUUUUAUCGAGCCACUAGGAAAGAUGCAUUUGGCAGUGAGCAAUGGAGCAUUUGGUAGCGAAGUGGUACAUAGAUAUACCAUUUUCUUUUCCUAUAAAUUUAUUUUUUAUAGGCAGUCUUCUUGUGCAAUACACUUUUUUUGGUUUGGUUUUAUUUUCAGUAGUUUCGUCUUGAUAUUCGGCCUUUGUUUUUUUUGGUCCAAUUAUUCAGAGUUAAAUACACAGUUGGUGUAGUUUGUUAUAAA
Messenger RNA from Camellia sinensis, 2699 nucleotides. RefSeq names its product conserved oligomeric Golgi complex subunit 2. Gene Ontology annotation, biological process: protein transport; intra-Golgi vesicle-mediated transport; Golgi organization. The record is from RefSeq and is a predicted model, not a curated record. Gene Ontology annotation, cellular component: COG complex; membrane. Lineage: Eukaryota; Viridiplantae; Streptophyta; Magnoliopsida; Ericales; Theaceae.